Penicillium malachiteum is the source of this 420-nucleotide messenger RNA. RefSeq lists its product as uncharacterized. Lineage: Eukaryota; Fungi; Ascomycota; Eurotiomycetes; Eurotiales; Aspergillaceae. The coding region runs from base 1 to 420 and encodes 139 amino acids. The record is from RefSeq and is a predicted model, not a curated record. The transcript is spliced from 3 exons.
AUGCAGUUCAUCGUCGCUCUCGCUGCUUUCGCCGGUGUCGCUCUGGCUCAAAGCACCAGCAUUGCCCUUCCCAAGGCUGGUGACACCGUGGCUGCCGGCAGUGAUCUGGUCGUUCAAAUCCAACGUCCUGACACUCUGACUGGAUCCGAUGAGAUCGUAGUCGCUAUUGGAAUGGUUUCUUGCCCCGGCGAGACGACUUGCCCCUCUGCUGGAGAGGCACUGGGAAACCUUUUGUACCACGGCAGCUUCGACCCUGACUUCGGAACUGGCUCAUACUAUCCUUAUGAGAACUUUACUAUCACUGUUCCAUCUUCCUUCGCAGCUGGUAAUGCCCAGGUCAAUGUGGCACAUCUUUCCACAUACGGUGCCUCCGGCGAGACUCUGUACGAGACCUACGACCAGACCGUAGUCAUCUCCUAG